Lampris incognitus (smalleye Pacific opah) is the source of this 6612-nucleotide messenger RNA. Its product is annotated as homeodomain-interacting protein kinase 1-like. The transcript is spliced from 18 exons. The record is from RefSeq and is a predicted model, not a curated record. The coding region runs from base 216 to 3626 and encodes 1136 amino acids. Gene Ontology annotation, molecular function: protein tyrosine kinase activity; ATP binding; protein serine/threonine kinase activity. Gene Ontology annotation, biological process: intrinsic apoptotic signaling pathway in response to DNA damage by p53 class mediator; smoothened signaling pathway; peptidyl-threonine phosphorylation. NCBI's taxonomy places the organism in Eukaryota, Metazoa, Chordata, Actinopteri, Lampriformes, Lampridae. Gene Ontology annotation, cellular component: PML body; cytoplasm; nucleus.
UCUACGAUGACCCUGUCGACUAUCAUUCGUGAGGAUAUUCAACCCGUUCGCCUUAUCUGAUAGCGGAUGUGCCCGCUGCUUAGCCUCCACUCGACUAGAGAAACAAUGCGGGCCUAGCUAGCGGCUAACAUUAGCAAGACAGUCUGACGGACUACGCUGGGAUUUAAACCUGCGGUGACACUGUUUUUCGACGCAGCAACAAGAUACGGUCCGCUAUGAGCUCCCAGCUGCAGGUCUUCUCUCCCCCUUCUAUCUCAUCCAGUGCCUUUUGUCGUGUCAAGAAGCUAAAGGUAGAGAGCAAUGUUUGGGAUGUUUCCACCUCGGAAGCUUAUAGCUCUCUAACAGGCCAGUCUGGGUAUACCUUUGCUCCGGCAAUGGCUGUUCCUCCCUUUGCACCGUCUUUGGUCUUCCCUCCUGCUGCACCUGGAUCUAGGGGCCAAGUAGUGGUGCGGGCAGCUGACAGCACAGGCAGCCUUCCCCGUGGUUCCAGCCGGCGCAUCAGUGAGCAGGCAACCUCCUCUUAUGCCCAUUCCCAUGUUGAGGUGUCAUCUGAAAAUAGGAGCAACCGGCAUGGACAGAAAAGGAAGAUUGAGGAGGCUAAUGAAGGUAGUGGGAGUGGAUGUGGCAGCGUCCAGAUAUUAGAAGAGCUCUCGGCUCCUGCAGCUGCUUACUCCACCCGCACAGGUGGCGGAGGAGGAGGGGGCACUGGUCAAUCUAUCCCCCACUCAGCACCCACCACUAAGAGUAGUAGCUCUAACGGUGAGGGGGAUUACCAGCUUGUUCAGCAUGAAAUCCUAUGCUCCGUGUCCUCCAGCUAUGAAGUAUUGGAGUUUCUUGGCAGAGGUACUUUUGGACAAGUUGCCAAGUGCUGGAAGAGGGGCACCAAUGAGAUUGUGGCUAUCAAAAUCCUCAAGAACCAUCCCUCUUAUGCUCGUCAGGGCCAAAUUGAGGUGGGUAUCCUGAACCGCCUGAGUGCAGAGAAUGCGGAUGAAUACAACUUUGUGCGCUCAUAUGAAUGCUUCCAACACAAGGGUCACACCUGCUUGGUGUUUGAAAUGUUGGAGCAGAACCUGUAUGACUUUCUCAAGCACAGCAAGUUCAGCCCACUCCCCCUUCGGCACAUCAGACCUAUCCUACAACAGGUGGCAACUGCUUUGAUGAAGCUGAAGAGCUUGGGUCUUAUCCAUGCAGACCUGAAGCCUGAAAAUAUUAUGCUGGUGGAUCCCCUCAGACAGCCCUACAGGGUGAAGGUCAUUGACUUCGGCUCAGCCAGCCAUGUCUCCAAGGCUGUCUGCUCCACCUACUUGCAGUCCAGAUACUACAGAGCUCCAGAAAUCAUCUUGGGCCUCCCAUUUUGUGAGGCCAUUGAUAUGUGGUCCUUGGGCUGUGUGAUUGCUGAGCUGUUUCUGGGUUGGCCUCUCUACCCUGGAGCCUCAGAGUAUGACCAGAUCCGAUACAUCUCCCAGACCCAGGGCCUACCAGCAGAGUACCUGCUGAGUGCUGGCACCAAGACCAGCCGCUUUUUCAACCGAGGCGCUGACUCUAGCUACCCUCUCUGGAGGCUUAAGACCCCUUCAGAACAUGAGGUGGAAAUGGGCAUCAAGUCCAAGGAGGCCAGGAAAUAUAUUUUCAACUGUCUGGAUGAUAUGAUGCAGGUAAACCUGUCUUCUCAUUUGGAAGGCACAGACAUGCUAGCUGAGAAAGCUGAUAGGCGUGAGUUUAUAGACCUUGUGAAACGAAUGCUCCGACUGGAUGCUGACAAGAGGAUCACUCCCACAAAGACACUGGGUCAUCCCUUUGUCACAAUGAGCCACCUCAUGGAUUACCCCCACAGCUCUCAUGUGAAAUCAUGCUUCCAGAACAUGGAGAUCUGCAAGCGGCGGAGCUCAUCCUAUGACAGCAGUAAAUCCCUGUACUCCACUAACACUGUCCCAAACACUGCAGCCGGCAACCUUACAGUUACCUUCAGCAGCCAGCUCAACCAGCACAACCAGGUGCCUUCGGCAGGGGGAGCUGUGCCUCUGCUCAAUUAUCAACCCGCACUGUACCAGCAGGCUACUAUCAACAUUCCUGGGCUGGCUCAGCAGAGCGUUCCCAUUCAAGCGCGCCCAGCUGGGCUUUGUAGCCAGACAGAACCCUUCCAGCAGACUCUCAUCGUCUGCCCUCCCUCCACCAUCCAAGGGCUACAAUCAUCUAAUAAGGGCUCCAGUUUUCCUGUGAGAAUGGAGAACUCAGUACCUAUAGUACCUCAGAACCAGUCUGCUCAGUCAUUACAAAUUCAACCAAGUAUGCUCACACAGGGCUCCUGUACACCCCUGAUGGUGGCCACCCUUCACCCCCCUUCUGCAGGCAUGGCCCCCCAGUACUCUUUGCCUCUGGGACUGGGCACUGGGGUGGGCCGGCCCACCCUCCUGGAGCACACAGCCACAGUGCUGCAGGCCUGGCCCACCGGCACACAACAGAUCCUAAUCCCGUCAUCUUGGCAGCAGGUCCCAGGUGUGGCUAUCCACGGUUCAGCCCACCAGUCAGCCGUAGCAGAGUCACCCCUGGAAACAUUUCAUUCAGAUGACCAGCAGGGACACAACUGGAGGAGCUCAACCCAGGGUAGGUCUGUCCAGGAGAGGAAGAAGGUCAAAGCCAGACGUGGCGAGAGCAAAAACAGGGGUAUUUCCAAUGCAUCGUUGAUCAGCAAUAACGAUGUGAGCCCGCCCACCUGCAGCACAUUGUCCCAGCCAAUCAUCAUCUCAGACACGCCUAGCCCAGCAGUCAGCAUCAUCACCAUUCACAGCGACACAGACACAGAAGAUGAGCGCAAGUUCCAUCCGGCAAGCAUGGGGUUAAGCCAACGGACUAAUGUAAUUAGCUGUGUGACAGUGCACGAUUCAGACUCGUCCACAGCCAGCCCCCUGACUCCUCUGCCCCGCACACACAUCCUUCCCAGUGCUGUGUCAUCACGGCAUGCCAAGUCUCUGGCAGUGGUGGCACCCUCUGUCAAAACCCAGAUAUCAGAGCGGGGCUCUGCAUCCCGUUCCCGACUAGAGGCCGUAAACUACAUGAAGACCAAGAGAUCAGCUAAUCGGCAGCCCUGCAACUCAGGAGAGAGCAUUGAACAGCACAGGAUUGUGCCGAGCCAGUCACAUCCAUUAAACCUCAGCCAGGUGCAGUCUGUUGUGCCCUCAUCUCAGGAACGUCUGGGCGAUUCCCAUAGUGGUUCAUCUUUGCGUCGCCAGCAGACCUUCCCCCCAGCUGGCUCAGCCUCCCACUAUAACUUCCAGGAGGUGUCUACCUUGGUGUCAACAUCAGCCUCAGGCCCCAGUCUGUACACUUACCCAGGCUCUGCUGCGCUGUCAGCUUCCCAAGCCAUGGAGCAGCUGCUAGGCCGUGGUCACAACAGCCACGGACGCUCCCCAUCCACCUAUGCAGCAACAUAUGCCUCAUCAUCUUCCUCCAGGAGAGAUUCAGCCAGUCGGAAGGAUUCAGUAAGCAGUCUGCUCCAUGGCCUUCCCGCUGCCUAUCAGCAUCAGUUUGCCACUGGUUCACCCUAUGUUAGUGUGACACCCCGGGCUGAGGCUUACAGCGCUUAUCAGCUCAGCCCCAGGCACUUGACACAGUACCCCUACCUAUGAGGAGCACUCAAACUGAUGUCUUUAUGCAUGCUCAAUAAUCCAGGUAAGGAACUCACAGAAAGUUGAAUAGGUUCAUCUGGACACAACGUUUAUUGAGAAAAACGUUUCAUCACUCAUCUAAGUAACCUCUUCAGUCUCACUUGACUGCAGGUAAACCCCUUAUAAACAAUACAGUGGCAUAACGACCGAAAACAACGAUCGAUUUCAUAUGUAUAUUGCUGUGACCAUUAACUAGAGUUACAUUGGUGAGGGAAGACAUGCAGGUGGCUGGUGUGACAGAGGAAGAUGCAGAAGACAGGAAGAAAUGGAAACAAUUGAUCCGCUGUGGCGACCCCUAACGGGAGCAGCCUAAAGUAGUAGUAGUAGUUUGUAUGAUUAACUUAAUGACCUAUAACAUCUCUUGAGUUUCUGGCAUCUAUUCUUAACCUGUUAGUAGGCAGUAAUGAACGUCACAUUCAGAACACUGGAUUCUGUGGAUAAGGUGAGGGACAUCAUUAUGGAGGGGGAUGAAACAAUGGUCUCUUAUGAUGUUACGUCUCUCUUCACAUGCGUUCCUGUUGAUGAAGCAGUGGAGGUAGUCUGUAUGAAAUUACAAAACGAAUCCAGCCUUAGCAAUAAGACCACCCUCAACACUGACCAAGUGUGUCUGCUCUUGAAGCUGUCUCCAGUCCACGUACUUCACAUACGGGGGGCAGUACUAUAGGCAGAAGCAUGGGCUGUGCAAUGGGUUCCCCAGUUUCACCUAUAGUGGCCAACUUGUAUAAUGGAGGAAGUGGAAAAGAGGGCACUGAUGUCCUUUCCAGGGACACCACCUAGUCAUUGGUUCAGAUUUGUGGAUGAUACCUGGGUUACAGUUAAAUCUCAGGAUGUACCACAUUUCACCAACCACAUCAAGUUCACCAGGGAGGAUGUGAAAAAUUACAGGUUAGCCGCCUUAUACUGUGACAUUGCAAUUGAUGAAGGGGACAUUUGAUUGUUGAUGUUUACUGUAAACCAACACAUACAGAUCAGUACUUAAGGUUUUACUCUCAUCAUCCACUGGAGCACCGACAGCGAUCGGGGAAGAGGAGAAAUCCCACAUUAAACAGGCCCUGGUUAAGUGUGGUUAUCAUAACUGGGCGUUUGUCAAAGCCAGGAAGAUGCCCAAACAGUGCACCAGCUGAUCGAAGAGAAGGACAACAUCUGCCUAAGUGUAAACCAGUGUUGAUGUUGGAUGUGGUGGGGGUUUCGGAACAGUUGAGACUUAUACUUUCCAAACUCUGCGUCUCGGUUGCUUUCAAACCCCAAAACACACUGCACCAGAAAUUGGUCCACCCCAAGGAUCGGGUCCCCCGGCACAAACCUCAGUCUGACUGCAGACAGAGGUGACUGCUCGAUUUUAGUUCUUUUAGACUUAAGUGCUGCCUUUGACCCAGUUGAUCACAACAUCCUCUUACAUCGCUUAGAAACUUGGAUUGGCAUCAAGGGCUCGGCUCUUAGUUUAUUAUGCUCUUACCAACAGAACUUUUUCUGUUGUUCUGGGUAACUCUAUUUCCUCAGUGGCUCAGUUGAGUUGUGGUUUUCCUCAAGGCUCAGUGCUUGGCCCCCUUGUCUUUUCUAUAUACAUGCUGCCCCUUGGCCAGGUCAUUCAAAAUCACAGCUGUGUUUUACCAUUUUUAUGCUUACAACAUUGUUAUACAUGCUACGAAAACCCACAGAUCCUAGCACCCUAGCAAAUCUCACAACUUGCCUCUCUGACAUUAAAUCCUGGAUGUCUGAAAUUUUUCUUAAAUUCAAUGAUGAUAAGUCUGAGGUCAUUCUGUUCGGUCCCCCAAAUUCCAUCAGCCAUUUUGGUACUAAUCAUCAGGUAGUCUUAAACAGGCUGCUAGGAAUCUUGGGGUAAUAUUCAAUGCUAAUCUCAGUUUUGAUAAUCAAAUCCAAUAUAUUGUUCUGUCAUGCUUUCUCAAGAUCAAGAUAAUCUCCAGAAUUGGGUCAUUUUUAUCAAUUGACAAUCUGCUAAAAAUUGUAUAUGCUUUUAUUUAUUCUCGGCUUGACUAUUGCAACGCACUUUACUUGGGUUAUCAGCAAGGGAUCGCUCCACCGUCUGCAGUUGGUACAAAACGCCGCUGCUCGGCUCAUUACCAGAACAAAGGGGCACUUCUGUGCUUGCCUCCCUACACUGGCUCCCUGAUACAUUUCGAAUUGAUUUUAAAAUUUUAUUGCUCACUUUUAAGGCUUUAAACAGUCUUACUCCUACAUAUAUUUCUGAUUUAUUGACCUGAUAUACGCACUCUGCACCAUUAAGAUCCGCAGAUGGAGCCCUGGUGGUUAUUCCUAGGUCUGGGUUUGUCACAAAGGGUGAUCGGGCUUUUGCCGUUAGAGCCCCACACUAUAGAACUCUCUUCCUAUUGAACUAAGACAAACCAAGCCUCUAGCUUCUUUUAAAUCUAUCUCAUCAUAAAACUUUGAUUUUUGUGAAAGCUUACAAAUGUUUUUAUUUAUUCAUACUGUUUUUGUUUUUACUCUUACUUAUUUGGUCUUAUUCUUGUUUUUGCCUUGUCUGGCUUUAUUUCUUUGUAAAGCACUUUUUAACAUUGUUUUAGAAAUGGGCUAUAUAAAUAAAGUUAUUAUUAUUAUAUUAUAAACAGAGCAAUAUAGUGUAUGCUGUUAAGUGCCAGGAGGAUUGCCACGACAUCGGGGAAACCAAACAGAUGCUGGCCAAGAGGAUGGCACAACACAGAAGAGCUAACAUGUCAGGCCAGGACUCCCCAGUCUACACCCAUCUUAAUAAUAAAUCAAUCUUAUAUAGUGCUUUUCUACCACUCAAAGUUGCUUUACAAUAAACGGGGUGAAACAAGACAACAGAUAAACAUAGCACAAACAUACAGGGGUGGAUGGGAAGGGGGGGCUACGAGAGGGAGAAGCAGCAGGACAGUGGCCACUCCUUCAAGGAUGAGGACGUGCACAUCCUUGACAGGGUGGAACGCUGGUUUGAAUGGGGAGUCAG